Molecule: messenger RNA, 2994 nt
Organism: Danaus chrysippus (African queen)
Lineage: Eukaryota; Metazoa; Arthropoda; Insecta; Lepidoptera; Nymphalidae
Source: the annotation of a GenBank genome assembly
AUGGCAUUAAUAGAAAACAUCUUUAGAAGAAGAAAAAUUGAUUAUGCUUAUUGGGACUCACGAAUCAGGGGCAGCAGAGCUGGUGAAUUAGCUUUGGAGCAAGUGAGAUUGCUUCUGUAUAAGGAAUGUGAUCGUAGAGGAAGAAAAGUGCUUUUUGAUUCAUCUACUAUCGAUAAAGUAUUGUCAGCAAAAAAUGACAGACCAGAUAUCAAAAUGGAAAAAAUUCCCUGCAUUGUCGAAGUUACGGAUGGAAACUCAUAUAUUUAUAAAGGUCAAGCGUCGGAUGCGAGUGUCCUCGGUGAGAUGAUAUUCGGUGCGGUGGCAAUGAAUUGCAAGAGCGUUUCAUUUAAGAUACAUAUCAUGAAUGAACCGAGAAGGUUAAUGUGCACCAAGUUAUUCAGUGUGCCAGUAUCAAGGAAGACCAGUCGUAUGGAGAGGAAGCCAGAUGGUUGUAGCGGAGAUGUGAAUAGAUCUAAGCCAUUGAAUAUGACGUUAUUGAGAGAAGAGGGAUUGGCGUUGAGCUUCUCAUUGGACAGAGGUGAUUCUGGUUUCUGCGAGACAUCUUCGUACAGCAGUUUCGGUACAAGUUUCGACUACCUCACUAUGUUCCACGACUGGGAUCAAAACUGUGAAGAGCACUUUUAUAGUCCAAGUUCAAAGUUAAGCGCUUCAAGCGGUAGUUUAGCUAGACGCACUUCCCAUAGCUACGCUACUCGCUUCGAUUUCGGGAACAGUUUGAAAGUACCCACAAGUAGUACAGUGUGUAGCGCGGAUUCGCAGUUAUAUAGCAGUUCUACAAGCACGUCAGACAGUCUGGCGAGCACUGUGUCCACACGACGCGCUAAACUCGGACUAGCGCUGCUAAUUACCUUCACUGAAUCUGAUGAUAUGGAAUUGAUUCGUCGUUGUUUAGAGCUAUCGCCUCAACUUCGGUCGCUCGUGUGUCGUCUACGUCUAGCCGCCCUCACCGCUGGCUCGGAUGGAUUCUUCGUCUCAACAUUACAUACGGCCGCAGGACACGCGAGGAGAUGGUUGUCGGAGUUAUUGUUCGGACCGCGGCUUCAUCCUACGUGGCUACUUCUUGUUUCCAGUGAGCCUUCACAAGCAAACAAAAUGGCCGACAGGCUGAUAGAAGACAUAUGCUUCGUACUAGCUAUAGGAGAUACAAAGGAUACUAACUUUUUCAUCAGCACCCUUCUAACGCACGUCUUAACUCAUCAUCUCGGCUGGGUAACAACAGUUAGUCCUUACGACAGAGUGGAAUCAAAAAACAUCGGAAAUUUGGACACAAAGAGGCCUUACAAUGCACUCUGGGCUCAACUGACCGAUCUCUGUGGUUGCAUAGGAUUUCCACCAAAAUCCGCCAGAACUAUCAUCACAGGCUCCAAAAAUAUACAGUUCAUCAAUAGAUUACUAGAUGUUCUUACUUAUUUUAUACGCUGCGGUGACGUUAAGAAGAACGAUUUCGUGUAUCAAGACUGUUCAUUCAGCGAAGUCAAAGUUAUAAAUGUGAAAGCUGCUAGUGAAAACGAUAAGUGUGAUUUGAAUGACUAUAGUACAAAAGAUAGUUUGAAAGUACCCUCAUAUAGCGGUAGUAGUGCGAGUACUUUAGUGUCGAGUGAGGUGUCUUUGAAGAAAUCGGCGACUUUCGCUGAUUUAAAUAAUGUGCUCUCUAAUAUUGAUUUAUCAUCUGAUAACGGGAGCAAAUUGAGACGGCAUCCGACUAUAAUGAUCUCAUUGAAGGAUUCUGACUCAAGCUCAAACGUGUCAUCAGAAGAAUGCGAGAAGAAUGUUGUGUUCGUGCUUGGCGAUGAUGAAAAACUUGUUGGGUUGAAGAAUAAAUCAAACGGCAAGAAGAAUUUAAAGAAAACGUCAAAAGCUUCGGACACAGAGGACAAAGAGAUAACCGAACGGGAAGAUGUACGCCAAGAGAAAUACAAAUCAUCACCGAGCCCGAAAUGCUGUGACCAAACACUUAAACAUUCCAAGCCCAUAAAACAUUCCGGUUUUAAAUUCGAGUUCGAUAAAUACCCGCAGAUAGUCACUAAUUAUAUGAAGAGCAAGAACUUAGAGAUUCUAGAUAGACAUUAUAUAGGGAAGCCGGGGAAUUUGAAACUGGACAAUUUCCAGUUCGAUCCAACAUUCGUACCUCCGAUACAGGAAGAUAGAUGCGAGACUUGUUACAAGUGUCAGUUGAUGGAGUCGAUGUUGCAAACUCCAACUAACGCCUCCGAAAUGGAAUAUAUGAACGAUAUACCGAGACAAUCUGAACCACAGAUAGCUAAGGAGACUAUAGUACAACAAGAAAUGACGCCCAAGACAUUUGUAAGGAAACGCAAGGAAAGUACUGUCGUUGUAAAUAUUAGGAAGGAUGUGACCGAAGUGAAAGUGAAGGUAGACGAAGAAAAAGAUAAUGUAAUAGAAGUAAAGCAAGUUUUAGAGUUUCCUGUUCCCGAAGUGUGUCCUAUCGUUAAAACUGAUUACAACGAUACACUUCUAGGCGGCGUUACAGACCACUAUGUACCUGAUCUAAUAUUACAAGGAACAAUCGCUAAUCCAGACACAUGGGAAUCGGAACUUCGGAGGGAUUUAGAUCUGACGUCGUAUUUGAACAAGAGCUCUGAUUCGCCUAUACAAACUGUAGCCAUAGUCGGCGACACUAAUACUUGGCAGGUCAGAGUUUGUGGGCGAUCAGUCGGUCCUAUGGGAGGGGGUUUGUCCCCACUUGUUGGUGGUAUUUUAGAUGCUUUACCAGCCAUGAGAAGAGCCAAUGUACCCGCCGCUCAGUGCCUACUCUUUUUGGAGAGCAAACUCCGCGAAUUCUGCGUACUAUCGAAAACUCUAGCCGACAUGUUGAUGUCCACCGACUUUUGUGAUAUAGCAACCCUAACAAAAUCUUUGAAUGUUGAUGUUAAUGACGUGCCACUAUUAUUGGCGAUUGCUACAACACACACGCCGGAACUAGCUACUAGAUAUGGUAUUAGCUAUAGGUGA